This is a messenger RNA of Molossus molossus (Pallas's mastiff bat), 1218 nucleotides long. RefSeq names its product serine protease 54 (gene PRSS54). The record is from RefSeq and is a predicted model, not a curated record. NCBI's taxonomy places the organism in Eukaryota, Metazoa, Chordata, Mammalia, Chiroptera, Molossidae. Gene Ontology annotation, biological process: proteolysis. Bases 4 to 1218 code for a protein of 404 amino acids. The transcript has 5 exons. Gene Ontology annotation, molecular function: serine-type endopeptidase activity.
CCCAUGGUGUCUGCUGCGGCUGUGCUUGGGGAUGGAGUGACAGGGAUGCUCCUGGUGCUGCUCUGCGCCUCCCACGCGUCUGCCAGUUGUGGCAUCCAGAAAGUCAACGUUGUAGAAGAUUCUGAGGAGGGUUUGGUCAGCGAAAAGGAGUUCCCUUGGGUGGUGUCCCUGCAGAAUUCCCACCACACCCACCUGGCUUUCGGCAGCAUCCUCAGCGCAUUCUGGAUCCUCAGCAUUGCGUCCGCCUUUCAGAACAGGAAGGACGCUGUGGCCAUAGUUGGUAUAGCGAGGAUGAAUGCCAGAGUGAUUUCUCACCAAGAGUACCCAAUCAAUACCAUCAUCAUCCACGAGGACUUUGAUAACAAAACAAUGGUUAAUAACGUAGCCCUUCUGAAGACAGACACGGCGAUGCAGUUCAACAGCCUGGUCCGGCCCGUCUGUUUCCUCAGCAGAAAGCUGCAUAAGCAACUAGCCUUGCGGAACUGCUGGGUGGCAGGAUGGAAUCCCACGUUUGCAACAGGAAAUCGCAUGACGAUGAGUAUCCUGAGAAAAAUCUCCGUGAAAGACAUGGACCUGUGUCCCUCAAACAAAUUGCUGAAAAGAGGAUGUGGCAACCACGUAGAGGAGGAGACCCAUACUGUCUGCUUGGGGGACCCAGGAAACCCACUAAUGUGCCAGCUACAGGGAUCGGAUCUGUGGGUGCUGAGAGGACUCCUGUCCCAGGGUGGUGAGAAGUGCCCUGGUCUAUUUCUAUACAUCAAAGUGGAAGACUACAGCAAGUGGAUCACCUCUAAAACCAAUAUGAACAGCCUUCUCCUGUCUGCCUUCUACCACCGGGAGAAUUCCGUUACUUCCUAUAGCCCCUCAACACCUACUACUGCUGUGACACAGGAACAAUAUUCUACGCUGAGUCAGGUUUCAUGGACCGAAACACAAUCGCAAACACAAUUGCAAACGCAAACAGAGGUCACCAUCUUCAUGGCCGGAACUCCAUGGCUGGAAAAUAGCUCUGAAGAGAGUAUAGAAUCCAGGGGAAAGGGUAUAACAGAGUUAGGCAGUAUUUCCGAGUCGUCUGUACAAUCCACGCACUACAGCUAUUACGAUGACCAUGUUGGGGAGGGUGAGUCUGUUUCACAUCAGAAUGGGUUACAUCAGCCCCAAGCAAUGAUCUUGGUUUCUUCUGUGCUUGUUUCUUUUGUAAUGGUAGACAGGAGCUAG